Messenger RNA from Erigeron canadensis, 1504 nucleotides. RefSeq lists its product as uncharacterized. The coding region runs from base 11 to 1405 and encodes 464 amino acids. The transcript has a single exon. NCBI's taxonomy places the organism in Eukaryota, Viridiplantae, Streptophyta, Magnoliopsida, Asterales, Asteraceae. The record is from RefSeq and is a predicted model, not a curated record.
ACACAAUCCAAUGUCUUCACCAUCGACCGUAACAAUUGUAUCGGAAUGCUUUAUCAAACCACUUCACGACUUGUCACCCGAAACAAAACAACCUCUCCAUUUCGCACCCUUUGAGCUUUCCUUUCUCAACUUUAAUUACAUCCAAAAGGGUCUCCUUUUCUCAAAACCACCCGAAAACAAAGGUUUCUCCAUAACCGCUUUCUUGGAUGACCUCAAAAACUCUUUAUCCGCUACACUUACUCAUUUUUACCCGCUUGUAUCCCGUUUAGCCACUCGAAUUCAAGAUGAUCAUAACCCGCCUUCCUAUGUCAUCUACUUAGACCCCAAAAACAGGCCCGGGGUCAAGUUUAUUUACGCAAAGACAGACGCCACUAUAUUGGAUAUAAUCAAUCCAACGUACGUACCAUUGAUCGUUGGUUCCUUCUUUGACCUUAAUAAUGCUAUUAGCCAUGAUGGUCAUACAUUGCCUUUGGUGUCCAUUAAGGUGACCGAGCUAACCGAUGGGAUCUUCAUCGGUGGUUCCAUCAACCACGUUGUGGCUGAUGGAACAUCUUUUUGGCACUUCAUGACUUCUUGGAGUGAAAUAUUCAAAUCUAAAAAUCGAGAGACUUGUAUAAUCUCGCGUACUCCAGUAUUCAAAAGGUUGGCUCUUGAGGGAUACGAUCCUAGAGUUAAUCUUCCGUAUACACAUCACGGUCAGUUCAUAGAACGAUCGGAACAUCCACAAGAUGAUGAUCUUAAAGAGAGAUUCUUCCAUUUCUCAUCGGCGUCCGUAGCAAGACUCAAGAAUAAAGCAAAUGCCGAAUUAUCUAAUAAUAAUAAUACGCAAAAAAAGAUCAUCUCAAGUUUACAAGCUGUGUCCGCUCUGUUAUGGAGGUGUAUAACUCGAGUAAGACGCCAACCAGGAGAUAGUGAAACGGAAUGUGUACUUGCUGUUUGUAACCGACGAAGGAUAAACCCGCCUUUAUCUGAUGGUUACUUUGGUAGCCCGGUGCUCACAGUCAAAGGAACAAAAACAGUAGAAGAAUUAAUGAAAAAUGGGCUUGGAUGGGCCGCGUUGUAUCUACAUGAAACGAUAACAAACCAUGAUGAUGAGGCAGUGAAAAAGUGGGCCGAGUCAUGGUUUAGAAACCCGGUAGCGUAUAAAAUAAGUGAUAUGUUGUCUCCGUUUUCAAACGUGGUGCUUAUUUCUAGCUCACCUAGGUUUGAUAUGUACGGGUGUGAAUUCGGGUUGGGGAAAGCAGUAGCGGUUAGAAGCGGGCCUGCUAACAAAGGGGAUGGGGCGAUGACAAUGUAUCCUGGUCGGGAAGGAGGUGGGAGUAUCGAUGUUGAAGUUUGCUUAUCGGCCGAAACUAUGAAGGAUCUUGAACAUGAGGAGGAGUUCAUAAGUGCUCUUAAGGAGUAACUAAUUAAGGAAAUAUACCAAAGUACAAUGUCCAGCAAAGAAUAAGAUUGCUGAAAUUAUUAUAUGGUAAUUAUUAAAGAAAAUAAAAUGUUAUUUUCU